AUGGCUGAGCAAAGGAAGGUGAGAGUAAGGAGUUCAGAGAAUCAAGUGGUUGAAGUUGAGAAGGCUGUGGCUUUUCAGUCGGGCAUUAUAAAAGAUGUUGUAGAUUUCGCAGGCAUUGAGGCCAUCAUACCUUUGGAUGGAGUUGAGGGUUCAAUUCUUGCCGAGGCUGCCAAUUACCUGGGCAUAAAGAAUCUUGUGGAGUUAACAUGCUGUGAAGGUAUUGGAGGUUGGAUGAUAGGAAAAAGUGUUGAGGAGAUUCUCGAGGCAUUUCAUAUCGUAAAUGAUUAUAGCCCUGAGGAGGAGGAAGCACUGGGGAGUGAAGCUUCAUGGGCAUUUGAUUGA
Cryptomeria japonica (Japanese cedar) is the source of this 342-nucleotide messenger RNA. Its product is annotated as SKP1-like protein 11. Gene Ontology annotation, cellular component: cytoplasm; nucleus. The record is from RefSeq and is a predicted model, not a curated record. The coding region runs from base 1 to 342 and encodes 113 amino acids. Lineage: Eukaryota; Viridiplantae; Streptophyta; Pinopsida; Cupressales; Cupressaceae. The transcript is spliced from 2 exons. Gene Ontology annotation, molecular function: cullin family protein binding. Gene Ontology annotation, biological process: SCF-dependent proteasomal ubiquitin-dependent protein catabolic process.